AUGGCUCGGUCACUUGCUUGGUCGACGUGGCAGCGCGGCUUUGCUGAGCCGUCGCAGGAAUUAGAACCAGGCUGGGCCGACGAAACAUACUUUGAAUCUGAGAGUGGCCAGCAUGCACACUAUUCAGUCUCCGAUCCUGGCGAGAAGCCAACGUCGACGGUGGCGAAUGAGUUUGGCCUCACCAGUCUGCGCAGCUGGCCCGGCUUGUACAACGGCACUCAGGGAGGACAGGCCUUGCCAUCUUGGUGGAAGCCAUCCAGCGAGGUUGAUGUCUUGAUUUGUGGCGGCGGACCUUUCGGUCUGGCCGUGGCGUUGAACUUGGCGAGACAGGGGGUUUCGUUUCGCAUAGUCGACAAAGCCGAAGGCCCCUGCCACUCGGGCCGCGCCGACUCGGUGCAGCCCCGGGCCCUUGAGUACCUCCACGCCUGGGGCCUCGGCGAUGAGGUCUCAGAAGAAGGUCCCAUCAUCAACGAGCUGAUCAUGCACCGCGAUGGCGUCAAGCUGGUGCACUCUUACAACCUGCAGUCGGACUCGCGGUACCGGGGCAACCACGUGGCGACACAGGGGCAGAUCGAGAAGAUCUACGUGCGCGACCUGCUGCGACACAAGGUGCUCGUCGAGCGGCAGACUACUGUGUCGGGGUUCGAGGUUGCAGAUGAUGCGGACGCUGUAACUCAUCCUGUCACGGCUAAGGUGACGAGCCUUCAGACGGGCAAGGAGGAGGUCGUCAAAGCUAAGUAUCUGGUCGGGGCUGAUGGGGCGGCUAGUAAGGUUCGUGAGUUCUUGGGCAUGCCUUUUGAUGGCUUGGCGACGGAUUGCUUCUUUACUAUUAUGGAUUGUGAGGUUAAGACGGACUACCCGUACAUUCUGGACUUCAGCAUGGUAAUUAGCACGGAACACGGUGGUGUCAUUAUCGUGCCUCGGGAGCAAGGCGUAACGAGGGUUUAUGUCCAAGUUACCGGCGAAAAGGCGGCCCAGGUUGCCGAGGCGCGAAGACGCAAGCGAGAGAAUCAUUCGACGGUUGGCGAGACCCAGGUGUAUGACCACGGUAUCACACCUGAAGAGGCCAAAGAGCAGCUGAACAAGAUCAUGGCGCCUUGGAAGAUUGAUUUUGCUGGGCCCAUGAGUUGGUUUGCCGUCUGGCGGGUCAAUGAACGAGUAGCUCGAUCCUUCUCAACUCCCAACCAGCGAGUCCACAUUGGAGGCGAUGCAGCCCACGUCCACUCUGUCCUCGGCGCCUUCGGCCUCAACUCCUCUAUCUACGACGCCGCAAACCUAUCCUGGAAACUCGGUCUCGCAGCUCGUGGCUUCGCAUCCCCCUCCAAAAUCCUCCCCACCUACGACGCCGAGCGCCGCAUCUUCGCCAACCACGUCAUCCGUUUCUCGGGCGCUUGGUUGCGCUUCCUUUCUCAACUCGACCUGCCCCUCGCCGCGCUCCGCGGCAUGGGAGAUGACCUCGAGGUCCACGACCAGGAAAUGCCUCCCCUGGGGACUAUGAGCCCCGAUGAUGCGAGAGGGUGGCUGAGACGGUUCUUUGGGAAGAUUCCAAGGUUUAAUCAAGGGUUGGGCAUUCCGUCCGUGGAUACGGUGUUGAGUCCGGCCAUAAGCGAGGAGGAGAUGAAGAAGAGGAAGGGGAGGAGGGUUGUGAGUUUAAUCAAUGGGGCUAGAGCGCCGAAUGUGAGGGUCUGCUUUGACGCUGCGAAGACGGCGUACUUGUAUGAUGCUAUGAUGGGCGUUGGGAAGUUCCAUGUCCUGAUUUUUACGUCAGAUUUGCAGGGCCAUGUUCGCGAGAGGCUUGGCCUUCUCUCGACUCAGGGGUUCGCAAAGGGGGGAUUCUUCAACAAGUUCGGUGGGAAGGAAAUGUUCAAUGUCGUGCUUGUCACCAAGGCUCUCCCGCAUGACGCUGAUGACCUGCUGCGUGAUGAAGAGAUGAAGAGUCUGGCCGAAGUUUCAACGGUGGUCUAUGAUGAUCGGGCGCCAGAUGAGGAUGCACACUAUGUCUACGGGGUGAACCAUGCUAGGGGUGGUGUAGUGGUUGUGAGACCAGAUUUGAUCGUGGGCAUGAGCACAUGGCCCGAAAACACGGGGGCUGUGGACAAGUAUUUGUCGUCUUUCUUGAUUGCUUCGGCAUGA
Molecule: messenger RNA, 2133 nt
Organism: Pseudomassariella vexata
Lineage: Eukaryota; Fungi; Ascomycota; Sordariomycetes; Amphisphaeriales; Pseudomassariaceae
Product: FAD binding domain-containing protein
Exons: 5
Coding region: 1-2133 (710 amino acids)
Molecular function (GO): FAD binding
Source: RefSeq, a predicted model, not a curated record